CUUCGUCAUCUCGGACUACACGUGUCUACCCUCUUACUCGACCCCACUCCGCUCGUUUCUCCGCCUCUCCUCCAUUUUCUUCUUCUUCUUCUUCUUCUUCUUCUUCUCCUCCUUCUGUGCUCUGUUGUUACUCUUGCACAUGCACACGUAUACAAAUACACUCCUACUUGAACCAAAACACUCUUUUUCUUUUCUUUUCUUUCUUCUUUUCUCUCUUGAUUACAGUUGCAUAUGAUGAUUCCAUAAUCAACCACCGAUAACACUACAGCAGAAACUGUAUUCGACGUUCUUGGCUAGGAAAAUGAUCAUGUUUUAUUUAUUUUCUUCUUGGACUUUGUGAAUUCUGAUUUCUGGUGCAUUUAUUUUCAUUUAACCGAUAGAAAUAACGAAGAGGCCGUCGAGGUUUGUUUCAUUGUAAUGGCGGGAAACGAGUGGAUAAAUGGGUACUUGGAGGCGAUAUUGGAUAGUGGAGCUGGUGCCAUUGAAGAGCAGAAACCUGUUCAGCCGGUUGAUUUGAAAGAUAGAGGGCAUUUUAAUCCAACUAAGUAUUUUGUUGAAGAGGUGGUCACUGGUGUUGAUGAGACUGAUUUGCACAGGACAUGGAUUAAGGUGGUUGCCACCCGUAAUACCCGUGAGCGUAGCUCCAGGCUUGAGAAUAUGUGCUGGCGUAUUUGGCACCUCACUCGCAAGAAGAAGCAGCUGGAAUUGGGGGAAUUACAAAGGUUGGCGAAUCGAAGAUGGGAACGGGAACAAGGACGCAGGGAUGCAACAGAAGACAUGUCCGAGGAUUUGUCAGAGGGAGAGAAAGGGGAUGGUGUGGGAGAGCUGGUGCAAAGUGAGACCCCAAGGAAAAAAUUCCAGAGAAACUAUUCAAACCUGGAAGUCUGGUCGGAUGACAAGAAGGAAAAGAAACUCUACAUUGUCCUUAUAAGUUUACAUGGUUUAGUCCGUGGAGAAAAUAUGGAGCUUGGUCGAGAUUCUGACACCGGUGGACAGGUCAAAUAUGUGGUAGAACUUGCUCGAGCACUUGCUAGAAUGCCUGGGGUUUACAGGGUAGAUCUUUUCACUCGCCAAAUUUCCUCACCUGAAGUUGACUGGAGCUAUGGUGAGCCAACAGAGAUGCUAACUGCAGGAGCUGAAGAUUCUGAUGGCAAUGAAGUUGGUGAGAGCAGUGGAGCCUAUAUUGUUAGGAUUCCUUUUGGUCCGCGUGAUAAGUACCUCCGGAAAGAAUUACUUUGGCCUCAUAUUCAGGAAUUUGUAGAUGGAGCUCUUGCUCACAUUCUUAAUAUGUCAAAAGUUUUGGGGGAACAGAUUGGAGGCGGUGGCCCUGUAUGGCCAUAUGUUAUUCAUGGCCAUUAUGCUGAUGCAGGUGAUAGUGCUGCUCUUUUAUCAGGUGCUUUAAAUGUGCCAAUGGUAUUGACGGGGCACUCGCUUGGAAGAAACAAGCUUGAACAGCUUCUGAAGCAGGGACGACAAUCAACAGAAGACAUCAAUUCAACAUAUAAGAUUAUGAGGAGGAUAGAAGGAGAAGAGCUUUCACUUGAUGCUGCUGAACUCGUGAUCACAAGUACCAAACAGGAGAUUGAAGAGCAGUGGGGACUUUAUGAUGGGUUCGAUGUCAAGCUUGAGAAAGUCUUACGUGCUCGUGCUAGACGUGGUGUCAAUUGCCAUGGCCGUUUCAUGCCAAGGAUGGUGGUUAUUCCUCCUGGUAUGGACUUCAGCAACGUUGUGGUUCAAGAAGAUGCCCCUGAAAUUGACGGAGAACUUUCAUCUCUUAUUGGUGGUACUGAUGGGUCUUCCCCAAAAGCAAUCCCGGCAAUAUGGUCUGACGUCAUGCGGUUCCUUACUAAUCCCCACAAACCAAUGAUUUUGGCCUUGUCGAGGCCUGACCCAAAGAAGAAUAUUACCACUUUAUUGAAAGCCUUUGGGGAGUGCCGUCCAUUAAGGGAGCUAGCCAAUCUCACACUUAUAAUGGGAAACAGGGACGAUAUAGAUGAGAUGACUGGUGGAAAUGCAAGUGUUCUCACAACAGUAUUGAAAUUGAUUGACAAAUAUGAUCUUUAUGGCCUAGUGGCCUACCCUAAGCAUCACAAGCAAUAUGAAGUUCCAGAUAUAUAUCGUCUCGCAGCAAAAACAAAGGGAGUCUUCAUAAAUCCAGCAUUGGUUGAGCCUUUUGGGCUUACCUUGAUUGAGGCUGCAGCUCACGGGCUUCCUAUGGUGGCAACUAAAAAUGGUGGACCAGUUGACAUCAAUCGGGCGCUGAAUAAUGGUCUGCUUGUAGAUCCUCACGAUCAGCACGCUAUUGCUGAUGCAUUGCUUAAGUUGGUAUCAGAGAAGAACCUAUGGCAUGAAUGCAGGAAGAACGGGUGGAAGAAUAUACAUCUUUUCUCAUGGCCUGAACACUGCCGCACUUACUUGACUAGGGUAGCAGCAUGUCGGAUGAGGCACCCACAAUGGCAACUUGAUACCCCAGGAGAUGAGAUGGCCUCUGAAGAGUCAUCUCUCAAUGAUUCCUUAAAGGAUGUGCAAGAUAUGUCCCUUAGGCUCUCAAUUGAUGGCGACAAAUCUUCAUUUAAUGGAUCUCUUGACUAUUCAGCUGCAGCUACAGGGGACCCUGAGUUGCAAGAUCAAGUAAAACAGGUUCUGAGCAGGAUAAAGAAACCAGAAUCUGGCCCAAAAGAUGCCGAAGGUGGAAAGCCUGAGACUGGUACGAACAAGUAUCCCAUGUUGAGGAGGCGACGCAGAUUGAUUGUCAUGGCUCUAGACUGCUAUGGUACUGAAGGGGAUCCUGAGAAGAAGAUGAUUCAGAUUGUGCAAGAUGUAAUUAGGGCUGUUCGGUCAGACUCACUGUUUGCAAAAAUAUCAGGGCUUGCUUUAUCUACAGCUAUGCCAUUGUCAGAAACAGUAGAUUUCUUGACAUCAGCAAAGAUUCAAGUAAAUGAAUUUGAUGCAUUAAUUUGCAGCAGUGGGAGUGAGUUAUAUUAUCCUGGAACUUACACCGAAGAAAAUGGAAAACUUUUACCUGAUACAGAUUACGCAACACAUAUAGACUACCGUUGGGGUUGUGAAGGUCUGAAAAAAACCGUUUGGAAGCUUAUGAACAUGACUGAAGCUGGUGAACAGACUAAAGAAACCAGCCACAUCCAGGAGGAUGCAAAAUCAAGCAAUGCCCAUUGCAUUACGUACCGGAUAAAGGAUGGCAGUAAGGUAAUGAAAGUGCAUGAUUUGAGGCAGAAGCUUAGGAUGCGGGGUCUCCGUUGCCAUCCAAUGUAUUGCAGGAGCUCAACAAGGGUGCAAGUUAUACCUCUCCUGGCAUCUCGAGCACAGGCACUCAGAUACAUUUUCGUUCGAUGGAGAUUGAAUGUUGCAAACAUGUACGUAAUUCUUGGCGAAACCGGAGAUACUGAUUAUGAAGAAAUGAUAUCCGGGGCUCACAAGACCAUAAUCAUGAAAGAUGUUGUGAAAAAAGGUUCUGAAGAAUUGCUGAGAGCCAUGGACUUAAAAGAUGACUUUGUUCCAAAAGAAAGUCCCUCGGUUGCCCACUUAAGUGGAGACGCAUCAGCCAACGAGAUCGCCAAUGCCCUGAAGCAAGUCUCAAAACCUUCAUCCUGAAUGUGAGACUCUUAGUACAUACUUGUUUCCUAUUUGAAACUUAUAGUAUUCGUUUCUUCUUAUUUUCUUUUUGGUUGUAACGAGGUGGGAUCUUCCCAGCUCCUUUGAACUUUUUUCAAGCAAAUUCUGAUGUGGGUUCUUGUCUCAAUGUAGCAAGGCAACGACGCCCACAGUAGGAAUCUGCUGUUAUUGCCUUUUAUGUAGAAAAUUUGCUAUGUAAUUUUUCUCACGUAUAAGCUUAGAUAUAAAACCUUAUGUGACUUCGUUA
Molecule: messenger RNA, 3880 nt
Organism: Ricinus communis (castor bean)
Lineage: Eukaryota; Viridiplantae; Streptophyta; Magnoliopsida; Malpighiales; Euphorbiaceae
Product: probable sucrose-phosphate synthase 3
Exons: 12
Coding region: 418-3612 (1064 amino acids)
Biological process (GO): sucrose metabolic process
Molecular function (GO): sucrose-phosphate synthase activity; sucrose synthase activity
Source: RefSeq, a predicted model, not a curated record